Messenger RNA from Egretta garzetta (little egret), 1173 nucleotides. It is a transcript of the gene DDIT4, whose product is annotated as DNA damage inducible transcript 4. The transcript has a single exon. Gene Ontology annotation, molecular function: 14-3-3 protein binding. Gene Ontology annotation, biological process: negative regulation of TOR signaling; response to hypoxia; apoptotic process. Bases 107 to 499 code for a protein of 130 amino acids. Lineage: Eukaryota; Metazoa; Chordata; Aves; Pelecaniformes; Ardeidae. Gene Ontology annotation, cellular component: cytoplasm. The record is from RefSeq and is a predicted model, not a curated record.
CUGACCUCCCGUCCCUCCCGCAGAUGCCGAGGACGCCGAGGGGGCCUCCCUGCCCGACCUGGACCUGCUGCACGAUCCCGAGGACGAGCUGCUGUGCGCCAACCUGAUGGACGUGGUGCAGGCCACGCUGGGCAGAGCCCCCCUGGGGGCCAAGCGCUGCUCCCGGCUCCUGAUGCCGGCCCAGCUCCUGGCGCAGGUGAGGACGGAGCUGCUGCGCCUGGCCUGCAGCGAGCCCUGCGGGCUGCGCGGGGCCCUCCUCGACCUCUGCGUGGAGCACGGCAAGGCCUGCCACGACGUGGGGCACAUCGCUGUGGACCCCGCCGUGGUGCCCACCUUCCAGCUCACCCUGGUGCUCCGGCUGGACUCCCGCCUCUGGCCCAAGAUCCAGGGACUCUUUGCCUCGGGGCCGGCUUUCGCACCCCUGAAGCUGAGCACGGGCUUCAGGGUCAUCAAGAAGAAGCUGUACAGCUCCGAGCAGCUCCUCAUAGAGGAGUGCUGAUGCCUCCGCGCUGGAGAAGCGACUUAACCCAAGUGCUUUGGAAAGAGCCGGUUAGAGCGUGGCGGCUCCCGGCAGCCGCUGUAGUGCUGGAGUAGGGCUGUAGGUGGAAGCAGUGCAGGCAGGCAGAGGUCCCUGCCUGUGCCGGGGUUUCCCUGAUGAGGAGCAGACCGGGACCCGGGUGGAGGUCGCUUCACACUGUUGGCGAUGGUGGGAUGAUGGAGGCAGCGGGGCUGCUGGGGGGCGGAUGUCUCCGCCUGUUGGCUGAUUAAUUGUGGGGUAUCUUUUUUUUUUUUGUAACCAGGAUUGUAAUCAAUGGGGUUUCUGGGGGAGGGUGGGAGCGAGAGAAGGGCUGGGCUGUAGGUCUGGAUCAAAGGCAAAACCCCUCCGCUGGCAGCCGGGUGGCUCUGCCCUGGCUUCCGGUGAGGCAGGGGCCGGAAUCGCGUCGCAUCUUUGAUCGGGAGAGGAGAGAGUUGGUGGGAGAGGGACGGGCGAGGCGGGGACAGAGGGCAGGACCCCUUGCUGUGACAAGCCGGGGACGCUUCGUUGGUUACAGUUUACACUCGUACACUUGAUGUUCAAGUGCAAGAAGACUUCCUAUGCAAUUGUGGGGGGGUGGGUGGGGUUUUUUGGUUUUGUUUUUUUACUUUUCUAAUAAAAAUUGUCUUCAUUGAUAA